Messenger RNA from Ilex paraguariensis (yerba mate), 185 nucleotides. NCBI's taxonomy places the organism in Eukaryota, Viridiplantae, Streptophyta, Magnoliopsida, Aquifoliales, Aquifoliaceae. The record is from the annotation of a GenBank genome assembly.
AUGGUCAUUGAGGUGAUGCCCUUGACUGUGGCUGAGAUGCUAAAUUAUAAGAGGCCACUCCCUGCUAUCAUUACAUACCCUAGCUCUUAUUUUAUGGCUAAUACCUCAACUGAGUAUGCUGAGCUAAUGUAUGAGGAGAGCAAAACAUUUACUAGAAAGGUGGCGGUGGGGAGCUUGAGUGAAGA